GAUUCACACAAUGACCAGGGCCAAUAGGAAAAACCCUCCCAGUCUUGAGGAGGGAAGGGGGUGGUGGGGAUUCUAACUAAGGCAGGCUUUACAGUGACUCAAACACUCUCAAAGACAGACUGCAGACAGUCUCCACAGCACUAAGAUAUGGGCUUACUGUGACUGAACUCCGGAGCUUCUCUCUUAAACCUCAAACCAAAAAGAGACUUAAAAAGAGAAAAUUAGACUCGGGGUGAAAGUAAGAAGACAUACAGCUCGUCUAGGAGGAUGGAAAACUGAGCGUGUCCAACACUUCUGAGUCUUCAGCGGGGGGAAGAAAGAGGAGCAAGGACAAGCCUGAGGAUACUACAGAUUAUGUUGCCAUGGAAACCAAAACCUGGAAGCGGACGCAAGGACCACUGAAGGUGGACAAUCUCCCUUGACUGCAUCCUCAACACAUUACUGCCCCGCUGUGCUGAGAGAAUGAUGUGGAGAAUAACUAUCCCUGUCAUACUGGCUGGGGUGCUCUGCAUCACCGCAGAGACCAAAAAGCACCGUCCCCAGGGAUCCAUCCCAUCCCCGUACAAGACCAAAGGGAACCUGUCUGCAGAACGUCACCACCGGCUACUGCAGCAGAAACCAGAGGUGCUGUCCUCCAGCCGGGAGGCCUUGGUGGUCACAGAGCGCCGUUACCUCCGCAGAGACUGGUGCAAGACCCAACCCCUUCGUCAGACAAUCAGCGAGGAGGGCUGUCGCAGCCGCACUGUGGUCAACCGUUUUUGCUACGGCCAGUGCAACUCCUUCUACAUCCCGCGCCAUAUGGGCCCUAGUCACGGACAGAGUCGAGGCCACGGCUCAGGUUCCGGAAGAAAGAACCACAACAAAGUUCAGGAGCCCUUUCAGUCCUGCUCCUUCUGCAGGCCACAUCGCAUCACGCAGCUCACAGUGCAGCUAGACUGCCCAGACCUGCAGCCCCCUUUCAGACACCGUAAGGUGCAGAGGGUCAAACAGUGUCGCUGCAUGUCAGUGGAUGUGAGCAGCCAUGGGAAACUGUGAAGGAGGACUUUUUGAUUUUAAAAUACAUGUAUGUGCUGUCAAAGGCAAAAAUUCACCAACUUUGCCAAACAAGGACUGGCUUUACGUUGGACUAUUGUGCAUUGUGUUGUACAUAUAAUGAGUUUUCCUACAUUAAAGUGACAUGGACCUGCUAUUAAACAAAUGCUGAAAAAGACUGAUUCCAGUGACUGUACAAGAGACACUGAUGACAAAGCUGCUUGGGCUCAAUAAUGAACAAGCUUGCAUCCCUUAUUUCAGAAAGUUAAUAUCUAUCCAAAAGAUUGCAAAGAGUGCCUCUUCAAAAACUACAGAAUAUCUUGGACACUGUGGAAGACUGUGCUGAUAAUGGAGUGUCCUACUGUAGAAAUAGUGCUUAAAAAAGUUUCUGUAACAUGAGAUGUUAUUUUUCUGCAGGUGGGUCUAUAAUUAUACAGUGUGCCAGUAUGUUUUAUAAGUAUUGUACCUGUUAUCUUGUACCUUUGUCCAUAAAGUCUUGGAUGUUGUAGGAUGUCGAUGCAUGAAGCAACAUAGGAACUACCACAGUGGCAUCCAUCUGCUCGGACACAAACCUGCAUACUGUAUUUUUUGGCACAAAUCGACUAGCCACUAGGGAAAAAAAAAAAAAAAACAUACUGCAGCAUGUGUAAUGGAGGUGCAAUGCAAUAUAUACAGUAUAUAUAUUUUAUGUAUGUGUGUAAGUAUGUAUGUUAAAAGUAUAUUAAAUCUAUUUCAUACAAAACAAAA
Amphiprion ocellaris (clown anemonefish) is the source of this 1779-nucleotide messenger RNA. It is a transcript of the gene grem2a, whose product is annotated as gremlin 2, DAN family BMP antagonist a. The coding region runs from base 463 to 1035 and encodes 190 amino acids. Gene Ontology annotation, molecular function: receptor ligand activity; BMP binding. Lineage: Eukaryota; Metazoa; Chordata; Actinopteri; Pomacentridae. The transcript has 2 exons. The record is from RefSeq and is a predicted model, not a curated record. Gene Ontology annotation, biological process: animal organ morphogenesis.